AUGUCCGAUACUGGUUCCGACCAUGAUGAUUUGAGACCGUCCAAAAGUAAAGAGAGUACAUCAAAUACCGAGUUGUCUACUGAUGGUGCCGUAUCGUUGUUUUCAACAGUUUUAACGAACGCUCUAGAACAGCAGAAGGUUAAUUUAAUCAAGCAUUUCGAAAACCAAUUUAUACAACCAGUGAAGUCAACCGGUGUUUCGACUCCAGAUUUCGUUUUCAAGAGAGAGGGACAUCGCAUUCAGUACUUAUUUAAUACAGAAAGGUCCGACACGAUUUCAAGAAUAGAGAAACUGAUAAGGUCCAAAUCGUACGUUCAGGCGUUGGAGGUGUUAGCAGAAGAGAAAGAAACCUUGCGGAAGAGGAACAAAAUUGUGAAAAUCGCCGACAAACAUGGAUGGGACACCGUUAAUGAAUAUCUUGAUAGUACUUUGGCUGACGAUAAGGAUGAUGCAGCCAAUUUGCGUUCCGCUAUUGCCAGUGCUUCUAGAAAAGGAAAAGUUCAAAACCGUAUGAUCGGCCCAGCAAUAAACCUACAGAAAGUGGAAAUAAAUUCAACGCAAAGAAUUUUUUUCGUGGGAUUAGUCAAAACAGUGGAUUCGGAGAAAAUGCAGGUCAGUCGCAGAACAGAUCCGGGAAAUGCUUCUAUUGCAAUCAACAAGGACAUUUCGCCAGAUACUGUCCAUUCAAGGCAAGUCCGUCAGCAACAGUCAGCACGGCCCCAAAGGAACAAGAAAAGUCACAGUAAAGAACCGACGUUAGAUGAAGAUACUACGAAUGGAGUUGAGUAUAAUUUUGACUUUAUUAACAAUUAUGAAAUUAAAUCUGGAGAUCAAGAUUUCCUAUCAUGA
Messenger RNA from Mytilus trossulus (common blue mussel), 849 nucleotides. RefSeq lists its product as uncharacterized. The record is from RefSeq and is a predicted model, not a curated record. Lineage: Eukaryota; Metazoa; Mollusca; Bivalvia; Mytilida; Mytilidae. The transcript has a single exon. Bases 1 to 849 code for a protein of 282 amino acids.